CAGUGGCGGGAAGUAGAUACCAUGUAAGACUAAACCCAGCCGUCAUUUUAAACACAUUUGUGCAUAUUUAUACAACUGUUAGCGGAUGAAACUGACCUAAACAUUAAAAUUAUAAGCUGCUGUUUAAAGCUGCUAAUGCCAAGAUGUCUACUUCAUCUGUGUCGAAGGGCUGCUUUGUUUUCAAGCCCAGUGCAAAGAAGAAGAAGAUGAGUCUCAGUUUGGAGAGUUAUUUCAUAGAUGGCUGUGAGGGAGCUGAGAGCAGUGAAACACGGUUUAAACUCUGUCAGAAUCUGUGGGACAAAAUCAAAUCUGACACAGAGGUUUUACAGGAUGAACUCAACAGAAAAAUCUUGGACAGCCUGCUGGACUUCACCAGGAAGUGCUCCUCCGCUCGACAACACGGCGACUGGGCAUCACAAAUGAGGGCCAGUGAAAUUCCCACAGCAGCACUUGUGCUUGGUGUGAAUGUCCCGGAUCAUGACAUGACUUUCCAGAGCCUCUCUGAGCUGCUCCAUCAGUCCGUCACUCCUCAUGUGGGCUCUGUGGAAGCUAAAGAAUGUGGAGCGCUGAAGCAUUUGAUGAAGAGGGUCCUGGAGAGACUGAUGGAUACAGUUGUGGAUGAUGAUGAAGAGGAGGAGGAGGAGACUGAGCAGACCAGCGCUCAGCUCCACCAGAGUGUGCACUGCUCUCUGAGUGCACUCUGUGAUUGGUACAUUACAAAAACAAAGAAGUCCAGCAGCGGCACACCUGGAAAAAAGCGCAGUUCUCCAGCCAAAGACGAGCAGCAGCAGCCUCCUGUUGUAAUUAUUUUCAAGGAUUUUGAGGCUUUUAACCCAAGAGUUCUUCAGGACUUCAUUCUCAUCUGCAGUCGGUACAUCGAGCGUCUUCCGCUGAUGUUUAUCUUUGGGAUCGCCACUUCACCGAGCACCAUCCAACGCAUGCUGCCGCACUCUGUGUCGUCCCUGCUGUGCAUCGAGCUCUUCCAGUCCUUGUCCUGCACGCAGCACCUGGCCACAGUCAUCGACCAGCUGAUCCUGACACCUCGGUUCCCUUUCAAGCUCAAUGCUAAAGUGAUGCAGGUGUUGCUUAGCAUCUUCCUCUACCACGAUUUCUCAGUGAGAAACUUCAUCAAGGGCCUACAGCUGGCUCUGCUGGAGCACUUCCACUCUCAGCCUCUUAGUGUACUUUGCUGUAAGAAGAAAGAGGCUCUGCUUAACGUGAUGCAGCUCAGUCACCGUGACUUGGAGAGGAUCAGGCAGCUGCCCUCAUUCAAGAGGUAUGUAGAGAAGCAGGAAUCGCAGGAACAGGUCAAUCUAAUUACAGAUGAUGAUCAUUUAAAGGAGACAUGUCGGAAAAUGAUAAAAGGACUUCGCAAAUACCACAAGAAUUAUUAUCCCAUCCUGAGGUGUCUCCACACUCUGACCUCAGCGUUACCUCGAUAUCCUCUUGGAAAACAGAUCAGGGAGCUCCAUUUAACAUGUCUGGAGAAGAAUGUAUGGGAGAAUGAGGAUUAUCAGUCGGCCAUGAAGCUUCUCAAAAUGCUGGCAAAAGAUGAGCUGAUUGCUUCGCUAUGCAGAUGUGUGGAGAUCCUGAAACCUGUCAAAUCAAAGAAGAUGAAGAGCACCGCUGUCCAGCUGGAGGAGCUGCUCGCAAAAUUCAAGCAGCUGGACACAGCAGUUGUCACUGAAAUGGCCCCAAGUGUGGAAGACAGUAUCACCUCUCCAAUAAAAAAUCUCCAAAAGAAAACAGACCUAUUCCAGCUGCAAAAGACACUGCUGGAGAUGAACGAGACUCGGAGAUCCAAGAAACUGAGUCCCUUUGAGAUUCUGAGGAAUGAAGCCCUUGAGUUUAUCGACAGUUUGGUGAAGAGCCAUCUGUCUCCCCCAGAGUCGCAGACACUGCAUGAAGUCUGCUACUACAGUUCGUCUGCCACUGUGAGACGCCACCUCAACGCAACGCCUCGUACAUCCAUUCAGGCAGCUCUCAGCAGCCCCUAUUAUUAUCUUCAGAAUGAGAACCUGAAGACUGAAGAUGGGACGGUUUCUAACACAGCUCCUGAUAUCUGCAUCGCAUACAAGCUCCACCUGGAGUGUGGCAGGCUGAUCAACCUCUAUGACUGGCUAGAAGCGUACGCUACUGUGGUUUCAGCAGCUGACGGUAAUGAUCCAGAUUCCGACGGUUACGGUAAAGUGGAUGAAGUCAAACACGCUCGUUUCAUCCGCUCUGUGUCAGAGCUGGAAUUUCUGGGCUUCAUCAAGUCUACCAAACAGAAGACUGACCACGUAGCCCGUCUCACAUGGGGAGGUUGCUGAAUGCAACGAUUAAAAGGAGAGAAAAACCUGUAUAUAGCUGUGGAUAUGAACUCAUUUUCCUCCAGUCAACUUUGUCAUGACUUUGUUAUUCUCUCUUAAUAAAAAACACUGUUAGUACCUGA
Acanthochromis polyacanthus (spiny chromis) is the source of this 2434-nucleotide messenger RNA. RefSeq names its product origin recognition complex, subunit 3 (gene orc3). Gene Ontology annotation, molecular function: DNA replication origin binding. The transcript is spliced from 20 exons. Lineage: Eukaryota; Metazoa; Chordata; Actinopteri; Pomacentridae. Bases 144 to 2312 code for a protein of 722 amino acids. Gene Ontology annotation, biological process: DNA replication initiation; DNA replication. Gene Ontology annotation, cellular component: nuclear origin of replication recognition complex; DNA replication preinitiation complex; nuclear pre-replicative complex. The record is from RefSeq and is a predicted model, not a curated record.